AUGUGCCCGGAGGAGGACGGCGGCUGCGGCGGAGGAGGAGGAGGAGGAGGAGGAGGAGGAGGCGGCGGCGUGGCCGGUACCGGCGGCUCGGAGGCGGCGGUGGCGCUGGACGAGCUCCGCUCGUGGUGGGAAGUGCCGGCCAUCGCGCACUUCUGCUCGCUCUUCCGCACCGCCUUCCGCCUGCCCGACUUCGAGAUAGAGGAACUGGAAGCUGCUCUUCACAGGGAUGAUGUGGAGUUUAUCAGCGACCUGAUCGCCUGCCUUCUUCAAGGUUGCUAUCAGCGCAGGGACAUCACAUCCCAGACGUUUCACAGCUACCUGGAGGACAUCAUCAACUACCGCUGGGAGCUGGAGGAAGGGAAACCCAACCCCCUGCGGGAGUCCACCUUCCAGGAGCUGCCCCUGCGCACCCGGGUCGAGAUCCUGCACCGCCUCUGUGACUACCGGCUCGAUGCAGAUGAUGUCUUCGACCUCCUCAAGGGCUUGGACGCCGACAGCCUCCGUGUGGAGCCGCUGGGCGAGGACAGCAGCGGUGCCCUGUACUGGUACUUCUACGGCACGCGGAUGUACAAGGAGGACCCGGUGCAGGCGAAAACCAACGGAGAGCUGGCUCCAGACAGGGGGUGUGGGGGGCAGACAAACACCCCAAAUGUUCCUGGGAAAACAGGCAAGAGACGAGGGCGACCCCCUAAGCGGAAAAAACUACUGGAGGAAAAUUUGCUGAGGGAGAAGGCAGAAGAGAACAUGCUAAUCCGUGAGACUCAGAUAAGAAAUGGGUCCCAAGGGCCAGGCCGUGGGACAUGGUGGCUGCUGUGUCAGACGGAAGAGGAGUGGAGGCAGGUCACAGAGAGCUUCAGAGAGAGGACUUCCCUUAGAGAGCGGCAGCUCUACAAACUCUUGAGUGAAGACUUCCUGCCGGAGAUCUGCAACAUGAUUGCACAGAAGGAGAAGCGUCUGCAGCGGACAGAGUUUUCUCCCAGGUGGAUGUCUGACCAUCAGCCCAUCAAACCAAUCAAGCAGGAGGUAAACCCGAAUGUGCUCAGUUCGAUGGAGAAGCAGAGGCGCAGGGAGGAAGAGGAGGAGCGCCAAAUCCUUAUAGCAGUGCAGAAGAGGGAGCAGGAGCAGCUGCUAAAGGAGGAGAGAAAAAGAGAGAUGGAGGAGAAGGUCAAAGCAGUGGAAGAGCGAGCCAGGAGGAGGAAGCUUCGUGAAGAGCGGGCCUGGCUGCUGGCACAGGGGAAGGAGCUGCCCCCUGAGCUUUCCCACUUGGAUCCCAGUUCCCCUACCAGGGAAGAGCGAAGGACCAAGGAUCUCUUUGAACUGGAUGAUGAGUUCACAGCCAUGUACAAAGUUCUAGAUGUGGUAAAGGCUCACAAGGACUCUUGGCCCUUCUUGGAACCUGUUGAUGAAUCAUAUGCUCCUAACUACUACCAGAUCAUUAAGGCCCCCAUGGACAUCUCUAGCAUGGAGAAGAAGUUGAAUGGAGGUCAGUACUGCACCAAGGAAGAAUUUGUGGGCGAUAUGAAGACCAUGUUCAGGAACUGUCUUAAGUACAAUGGUGAAGGCAGUGAAUAUACCAAGAUGGCUUACAACUUGGAGAGGUGUUUCCACCGAGCAAUGAUGAAGCACUUCCCUGGGGAAGAUGGAGACACAGAUGAGGAGUUUUGGAUCAGAGAAGACGGGAGGCGGGAGAAGAGGAGCCGGCGGGCUGGUCGCUCCAGUGCUGGCAGUGUUUGGACUCGGUCACGAGACCCAGAGGGAACAGGCAAGAGGCAGCAGCGCCUGGAAAAUGGAGGGAAACCUCCACCAUAUCGAGCUACUUCGAGGGCUCCCGCUUCCUCCUCCUCCUCCUCCUCCUCCUCCUUCUCCUCGUCCUCUGCAGAGGAUCCAAGUGGCAACCCCAUGCAGCCGUCUCGAGAAGUGGGCCCUUCCAAUGGGCGAGGUUUCCCCCGCUCACUGCAGUACAGCAGCAUGCCCAGCCCUGUGCCACAUCCCAGCCAGAUGAGACCAGCUGUACCAGGAACGUUUGGUCCCCUGCGCGGAUCAGAUCCAACAAAACUGUAUGGCUCACCGCGAGUGCCAGAGCCCCAUCCUGGAGACCCGGUUCAGCAGCACCAGCACUUUGCCAUGCAGCCGGCCGUGGGACUGAGCGAGCACCGUGGGCACAGGCUGGCUGCCCCUGAGAAGCAGGUGUGUGCAGGGCCGACCCAUGUCACCGGCCUCGGACCCCGUCCUGGCACCCUGCAGCUGGGGCGUGUGAGCGGCCCCCCUCCGGACACCGUCUACCCACCAGCCCAGUUCCAGCAGGGCUUCCUCCCUCCAAGGCACAACGGGCCUCCGGUGAGGCCACCAGAAGGCUCAGAGGUGCCCCCUGGACAUAUGUACCGGCCCUACAAGUAUCUGAACCGCGGGCACCCAGCCCUGUGGAAUGGCAGCCACAGUGCUGCCAGCCAAGGUGCUGUGGGGCCAGAGGAGAAGGCACCCAUGGGGCCAGCGCCCUCGCUCCAGCCCCGUGCCAUCAGCCAUAUGAUGGAGCCCCGGGCCUUACGGCCUCCUCUGCCUCCCAGCCAGUGGACUGAGCAAUCAAACUUCCUACCUCACGGGGUGCCUCCCUCAGGGUAUAUCAGACCACCCGGAAAAGCCGCAGGCCAGAGGAUGCCACAGCCACCAGCUGCUCUGUUCGGGGGACCGGCUCAGGUUCAGAGAGGGUGCCAGGGUGGGGACUCGAUGAUGGACAGCCCAGAGAUGAUCGCGAUGCAGCAGCUGUCCUCCCGUGUGUGCCCACCGGGCGUGCCUUACCACCCUCGCCAGCCGCCCCCGCCACACCUCCCCGGACCCUUUCCCCAGCUGGCUCACGCUGCCUCUGCCGGCAUGCCACCCCCCAAGCUGGUCAUGGGGAACGGGAGCUCACAGGAUCAGACCAUGGAGCCGGAGAGCAACCAAGUGGAGCCACAGGCGGGCGUGGAGGAGAAGGCUCAGUGCAUCGGCAUUCCCGACGGGGCCUAUGCCAAACUCCUACCUCAUCCCAAGCCCCCCCUGCCCAUGGAAUGCACCCGACAUGCCUUGCCCCCAGAGGAGGGGGAUGGCUCCGGCCUGAAGAGCGACCUGAAGGCAGGGCAGAGCAAGGGUGCCUGGUCGGCUGAGAGCAGCUAUGCUGGCCCACAGGGCUGCGUGAGGGACCUGGCGCCCGCCUCUGAGCGAGGGGGGCCCGUGCCCGAGAACGGGGCAGUGGGUGAGGGGCCGGCGGAGGGGAAGGGGCUGGCCGCCAGCCUGAUGGAGAAGCCCCUCUGCGGUGGGGGGAAGGCUCUGCCCGAAGCAGCAGUGCCUUGUAUGGGGCAGGGCACUGGCCUCCCCACCAUGGACACCAGCACCGUGGGGGCUGCCCCCAACCAGUUCCACCCUCUUUACAUGCCUGGUCUGGAGUAUCCCAAUUCGGCCGCACGGUACCACAUCAACCCAGGGCUGCAAGGCUUCAGCCCGGUGAUGGGCGGGAAGCCUCCCCCUGUGUCCCACCCACAGCAUUUUCCUUCGCGGGGCUUCCAGCCGAGCAAUGCCCACCCCGGGGUCUUCCCCCGCUAUCGGCCCCACCAGGGCAUGCCCUAUCCCUACCAGCCCCAGCCUCAACCUUCCUACCACCACUACCAGCGACCGCCCUACUACGCCUGUCCGCAGGGCUACUCGGACUGGCAGAGGCCUCUGCACCCCCAGGCCAGCCCCAGUGGCCACCCGCCCCUGGCCAGACCCCCGUUCUCCGACAGGGGGAAUGUGAGCAGCUUGCAGGGCUGUGAGGCACUGAGUGCUGCCCUGGCUUCUCCCAACCGCAUGGACAUAGCGAGUGCCAAAGAGGUUUCUCCGAGCGACGGGCAGGAUCUGGGGCCUGAAGAUGAGAAGUCCGAGGAAUCACAGGAGCGGCCGGAGAGUCCCAAAGAGUUCCUUGAUUUGGACAACCACAACGCGGCCACGAAGAGGCAAAGCUCAGUGGCAGCAGGAGAGUUCCUCUACGGAGCUCCCCCGCCUCACCUGGGUUCGGGAAUGGGAUUUGGGCCAUCGGCUUUCCCUCCCCACGGGGUAAUGCUACAGACUGGCUCUCCCUAUGCAUCCCGGCAUCCCGCCAGCCAUUUCCAACCCAGGACAUAUGGAUCGCCCAUGAAUGCCCACCUGUCUCAUCAUCAUCCAGCCUCUGGCCAGGCCAACGGCCUCUCUCAGGAGGGACCCCUGUACCGCUGCCGGGAGGAGAACAUAGGUCACUUUCAGGCCUUGCUGAUGGAGCAGAGAGGCAGUGGAGGUGGCAUGGGGGGGCCACCCCAGGACUUGUAUAGAUCAUCGGGAAUGCAAAUGCAUCAGGCUCAAGUUCCCUUCCCGAAGAUGCCUACAGCAACCAUGUCCCGGGAAGAUCUGACGCCACAAAAACCAUCAGCGUUGCCUCUGGAUCAAAGCUAGUCCAAGGAAGGAAGGACCUCAUGAAGACGAAAGCCACACGUGAUUUGGACAAGGGGGAG
Messenger RNA from Cygnus atratus (black swan), 4496 nucleotides. RefSeq names its product chromatin remodeling regulator CECR2. Gene Ontology annotation, biological process: chromatin remodeling. The transcript has 19 exons. The coding region runs from base 1 to 4437 and encodes 1478 amino acids. Gene Ontology annotation, molecular function: protein binding. Gene Ontology annotation, cellular component: CERF complex. NCBI's taxonomy places the organism in Eukaryota, Metazoa, Chordata, Aves, Anseriformes, Anatidae. The record is from RefSeq and is a predicted model, not a curated record.